AUGCAUAGAACUGCAGAUCAUGAAAAAAGUGGAGCUUGUUCAGCUGAAGAGGACCAAUUUGAAGUCAGUUUAGGAGAAACCGUUCUUGAGGGGGAGCAAGCAGCAGAGGACAGAGAGCUGAAGCACCAGCUUCUCAAAAAGUAUAGUGGUUAUCUAGGCAGCCUUAGACAAGAGCUCUCCAAGAAGAAGAAGAAAGGCAAGUUGCCAAAGGAAGCUAGGCAGAAACUUCUCAGCUGGUGGGAGCUGCACAACAAGUGGCCUUAUCCAUCAGAAUCAGAGAAGGUGGCAUUGGCGGAAUCGACGGGGCUCGACCAAAAGCAGAUCAACAACUGGUUUAUAAACCAAAGGAAACGGCACUGGAAGCCAUCAGAGGAGAUGCAGUUCAUGGUAUUGGAUGGCUACCAGCAGCAUCAACAGCAAAAUACUACUUUCUAUUUGGAGGGGCAUUUCAUGGGGGAUGGAAAUCUGUACCGCAUUGGUUCAUGACAAAUUAUGCAUGGGUUGAAGCUUCUGAAUUCAUCUUCUCGUGUUUAUUCUCUCACAAUGUGGCUUUAAUGAUUAUUAUUGUUAUUUAAAAUAAAAGUUAGUAUGUUCUGUAUUCUA
Molecule: messenger RNA, 603 nt
Organism: Dendrobium catenatum
Lineage: Eukaryota; Viridiplantae; Streptophyta; Magnoliopsida; Asparagales; Orchidaceae
Product: homeobox protein knotted-1-like 4
Exons: 2
Coding region: 1-486 (161 amino acids)
Biological process (GO): regulation of DNA-templated transcription
Molecular function (GO): DNA binding; DNA-binding transcription factor activity, RNA polymerase II-specific
Source: RefSeq, a predicted model, not a curated record